Corylus avellana is the source of this 1352-nucleotide messenger RNA. Its product is annotated as NOL1/NOP2/sun family protein. Gene Ontology annotation, biological process: RNA methylation. The record is from RefSeq and is a predicted model, not a curated record. Lineage: Eukaryota; Viridiplantae; Streptophyta; Magnoliopsida; Fagales; Betulaceae. Gene Ontology annotation, molecular function: RNA methyltransferase activity; RNA binding.
AUCCAUAUUAUUUUGAACGAAACGGUCUGUACAUUGGCCAAGGAAGAGCGAUGAUGUCAAGAGCUGGGAUGUUCCGUGUUUUAGAAGGAAUUGCUGUGGAUAUGAGCAAUAGAGUAUUUAAACUGCCUUCCUUUCAUGAUGUGCUUGAGGGUGAAAUUUUUCUUCAAAACCUGCCAAGCAUUGUCACUGCUCAUGCCUUAGAUCCCCAAAAGGGUGAGCGAAUACUAGACAUGUGUGCGGCACCAGGAGGGAAAACAACUGCAAUUGCAAUCCUAAUGAAGGAUGAAGGAGAGGUUGUUGCAGCUGAUAGAUCUCACAAUAAGGUGCUGGAUAUUCAGAAAUUGGCUGCUGAAAUGGGUUUGAAUUGUAUAACCACAUAUAAGCUAGAUGCUCUUAAAGCUGUUUGUCAAAGGAAUGAUUCCAAUAGUACAACCGAUCUCUGUUGUAGUAAGGAGGAUGACGGUGUAACUAAUCUAAAUUCUGACAUGCUGAGUUUACAUGUGGAGAGAGAAUCAUCCAUCACUACAAAAGGUAUGAAUGACAAGAGUCGCAAGGAAAAUGAUAGCAAUUCCACUGAAAAAGCGAAUGAGAGAACUUAUGUUAGCAAAGCUGACAUCAGGAAGAAUAUGAGAAGAAUGCGGAAUGGCCCAGGAAGAAGUCAGUCCAGUGGAGGUAGGGUUCAGAAUUCGAAAGGUUUUUCUCCCAACAGUUUUGAUAGAGUCCUUCUCGAUGCUCCAUGCUCUGCCCUUGGUUUGAGGCCUCGGCUGUUCGCUGGAGAGGAAACAAUUCAAUCCUUAAGAAGCCAUGCAAAGUAUCAGAGAAAAAUGUUUGACCAGGCUAUUCAAUUAGCUCGCCCGGGAGGAGUCAUUGUAUAUUCAACGUGUACGAUUAAUCCCGGUGAGAAUGAAGCAUUGGUACGAUAUGCUUUGGAUAAAUAUAAAUUUCUCUCCUUGGUGCAACAGCAUCCAAGCAUUGGAGGACCUGGCCUUGUUGGCCAUUGUGAAUUUUCUGAUGGAUAUAUUGAGGAGUGGCUAAGACCAGGUGAGGAAAAACUCGUGCAGAGGUUUGAUCCAUCAUCUCCACUCGAUACGAUCGGGUUUUUCAUUGCCAAGUUUUUUGUUGGCUCCAAAGAUUGCUGACUUUGGAAAACUCUGCAACUUCGUGAGAUCAUAAACAGUUAAGGGUAUGAAGUUUUCUCUCAAGUCAGACCUCAUCAAAUCGGUAUGUCGAGGCUAUAUAUGGUUUAUUUUAUCGUAACACAACAUAAUUUUGGCUUGCCAGUUGUUUUCGGGACUUGUACGUGAUUAAGUUUUUGGGGAUCCUUUGCUUAUUACAGUUAUUUCCUAUGUUUC